GGUCUCGCGAGAGUAGGGGAGCACGGCCCGCGCCCCAAGGGAGCCGCCGAGGCCGCGGGCUGGGCGGGGCGCCGGGGAUCACGAGUGCGCGAGCGUGGGCGGCCCGCUGAGCUGCGGCCCCGACCCUUCUCCGCGGGCGCGCGGCCAUGGCACGGAAGUGGCGCCUCCCUCUGCUCCUGGUGCCGCUCCUGCUCGGCCCAGGCCUCCUGCACAGCUCCAGCGCUCUGCCCCUGGUCCUCAACACUUGGCCUUUUAAGAAUGCAACCGAAGCAGCGUGGAGGACCUUAGCAUCUGGAGGCUCUACCCUGGAUGCAGUUGAGCAGGGCUGUGCCGUGUGUGAGAGGGAGCAGUGUGACGGCAGUGUGGGCUUUGGAGGGAGUCCCGAUGAGCUUGGAGAAACCACACUGGAUGCCAUGAUCAUGGACGGCACUACUAUGAACGUAGGAGCGGUGGGAGAUCUCAGGCGAAUUAAAAAUGCGAUCGGUGUGGCUCGGAAAGUGCUAGAACAUACAGCACACACGCUGUUAGUGGGAGAGUCAGCCACCAAGUUUGCUGAAAGUAUGGGGUUUAUCAGUGAGGACUUAUCUACCAAUACUUCUCGAGCCCUUCAUUCAGAUUGGCUUGCUCGGAAUUGCCAGCCAAAUUACUGGAGGAAUGUUGUCCCAGAUGCUUCAAAAUACUGUGGACCUUACAAACCACCUAGUAUCUUAAAGCAAGAAGGUCCUUCCCAUAAAGAAACAGGAGAUAACCACGGUCAUGAUACAAUUGGCAUGGCUGUAGUCGAUAAGAUGGGACGUACUGCUGCCGGGGCAUCUACAAACGGUAUAAAAUUCAAAAUACCUGGUCGAGUAGGAGAUUCGCCAAUACCCGGAGCUGGUGCCUACGCGGAUGACAGCGCAGGAACGGCCGCAGCCACUGGCGAUGGGGAUAUACUGAUGCGCUUUCUACCCAGCUACCAGGCUGUAGAAUAUAUGAGAAGAGGAGAAGAUCCAACCAUAGCUUGCCAGAAAGUGAUUUCCAGAAUUCAGAAGUAUUUUCCAAACUUCUUUGGGGCUGUUAUAUGUGCCAAUGUGACUGGAAGUUAUGGUGCUGCUUGCAGUAGACUUCCCACAUUUACUCAGUUCAGUUUCAUGGUUUAUAAUUCUCUAAAAAAUCAGCCAACUGAAGAAAAAGUAGACUGCAUCUAAUCCAGCUUUUCCGUCCGCAUCUAUAUUUAAAGAGGAAAGAAACAAAGGUUGAAAAGGUUACUCACUGUCAUCGUAUCCUAUGCCUCAUGCAUUCUACCUUCUUUGUAUAAAUAGGCACAAAAAUAAACGUGGGCUGAAGUAGCACUUUCCCUUUCUCUGUCGGACGUGGUUCUUAUGAUCUUGUUAUUUAAGCUUUGUCUAUCCCCUGAACAUGAAUAUGUAUGCAUGUAUUUUGUAUAUGUUUAAAUUUUAAGUGAUAUUUGGAUUUCUGCUCAACGUUUCAAGACAUGGCUACUUUGGGGAUUUAUUUCCACAGUGAUGUAUUAAGGACAAAGGAAAUAAUGUGCAUUUGGAUACUUAAAAUAAUUAGAGGGUCCAAGUUUUUUAGACCCAAAAGAACAAAAUACCGGUGAGUUGCAGCAUGAUUAGCCCUGAUUCAGUUUCAUUACCUUACAAUGAUGGGUCUCUUAUCACUGAUUAUCAGCUUUACAUAAUGUUCCCUACCAGCUUGAAGAGGAAAGAAUGCCAUUAAUAAUAAAGGCGGCUUUGUUUUGCACGUAUUCAAAGGUAUGGGCAAAUCUGAUGAGCAAUUGUGUUGAUUUCCUUUGGUUUUUUCCUCUGAUGGAGUUCUCAAUGUGUGAAGCUUCUUUAGUUGCAAAAA
Molecule: messenger RNA, 1848 nt
Organism: Neomonachus schauinslandi (Hawaiian monk seal)
Lineage: Eukaryota; Metazoa; Chordata; Mammalia; Carnivora; Phocidae
Gene: AGA
Product: aspartylglucosaminidase
Exons: 9
Coding region: 147-1187 (346 amino acids)
Biological process (GO): protein deglycosylation
Cellular component (GO): lysosome
Molecular function (GO): N4-(beta-N-acetylglucosaminyl)-L-asparaginase activity
Source: RefSeq, a predicted model, not a curated record